AUGUGGCUGAUCGUAUGUACCUCUAAUCGUGAAUACUCCGUAGUGAGUGAAGAAGACGUUCUGAGCGGAAAUGUCUCAUGUGGAUCCCGUGUUAAGGCAUUCAUAACAGACAUCGAGAAAGAGGUUACCGUCAUAUUCAUUGGUAAAAAUCGCUCACAAUGUGACCAGUACUGCCACAGAUUGUCAAGAUAUUGUGGACCAGCAGAUCCUGUCGAAAGUCAGAAAGCUUCUGGUGAUGAAGCUCGUAGUGGGUGCGGUCCUACGAUAGACGAGUCGCUGUUAGAGACCAGUGAGAUGAAGCACGAACCAGGCGUCGAAACCUGUGAAAAUGGUGAAGGAGCGCUUAAGAUAUCAGAUGUAGCUGCUGCUAGGAUCCUGGCGAACCAUGACGACGUGGCACCUUCAACUUCAUCUGAACCGGACAACAACAACUAUAACGAAGGUGCUAAUGUUGAAGUGCCGCAUUUCUUCUUCAUGGAGUUAUUACGAACGAUGAAGAAACUUCGAAGCGAAUGUGGUGCUAGAUUCAAUCGGCUUGACAAUCAACUUGAAGACAUGGUGAGUCGCAUGAGUGCUAUCGAGGAAUUCAUUCGAAGAGAUGCUGGUGCCCAUCAUUCAAUACCUUCGAGCACGAACAAUGGAAGUUCGCUGACAUCAACUCAGAUUGGCAAUAACGAUCUGGGCGUCAACAUGUUUUUCGAUUCGUCACCUAAUGAACAAACUUCAAAAUUACAAUAUCCGUAUCCGCACCUUAGUGAGGUAGACGUCGAUGCAAUCCAGCGAGAAGCAAAGUCUAUUACAUCUUUCGCAAGAAAGGUUGAUCGUAUUCUUUUUGCAAGCGACCCGGACAAAGAUAGUCCUAUUGAUGCACGCAAGGAUAAGGCUAAGGUAUGGUUCUGGUCAGGAAAGCAUCUAAAUGAGUCGGAACGAGUGCAUCUGCUGCAGCUCGUUGCAAAUCGAAGUCAUGAGGAGGCUGCGGCUGAGUUUAAUCGAUUGCAUCCAAAUCGAGAACCAAUUAGGCAGAGUAGUGUUACCAGACUAAUAGCGAAGUUCAAAGAAACAGGUUCGAUAAUGGACCGACCUCGCUGUGGAAGGCCAAGGAGAUCAACCGACGGUGUAAAUACAGCGGCUAUCGUUGCCAAGUUCCGUGAGAAUCCUGAGAAGUCUCUGAGACAAAUGGCUAACGAAACGGGAAUGUCAAGAAGUAGUAUCCACCGGAUUCUGCGAGCUUACAGAGAAAAGCUGUGA
Angiostrongylus costaricensis is the source of this 1248-nucleotide messenger RNA. The record is from the annotation of a GenBank genome assembly. NCBI's taxonomy places the organism in Eukaryota, Metazoa, Nematoda, Chromadorea, Rhabditida, Metastrongylidae.